AUUCUCCCACACUAACACCAAUUUUUCUCAUCAUGUCUCGAACUGAAUUUGGCAAUAUCCCCAACCCUUCCAACAUCAUUAACAAUGAAAGAAACAGAUUCACUGAUUUCAACAUCGACGAGUUAUUUACCUUUAUUGAAGGUAACACUUCAAAGGAUUCUACCGAAACUUUAAAAUUGAUGCAAGAACUAGAGAGAGAUUUAAUUUUGAAUAAUGAUCAACUAAACCAUUAUGACAAUCUAUCCAAAAACGACAUUAGAAAAACAACGUUCUUGAAAAUUAAACAACUAUCAAACUAUCUAGAGAACGACAUUGUCUUCUCGCAAAAGUCAAACCAGCAACUUUCGAAGGACGGUAGUGGUAAAGCAGCGUUUAAUCCCUAUAACAUCGAUCUCUCUAAUUUCAAUAAGAGAUUGCUAUUGAUUGGAGUCCAUGAUCCGCAACUCGGCACAAGAUUAGGUGUUCAUUUAGGCUUGUUUCUCAAUGCUAUUAAAGGAACUGGAACUCAGUCCCAGUUCAAUUACUGGGCUUUUGAAAGAGGUGCCCUUAGUGUCCGUAACAUCUAUGGCUGCUUUGCUAUGACCGAGUUAGCCCAUGGUUCUAACGUCGCAGGUGUUGAAACAACUGCAACUUACAACUCGUCUGAUCAAAGUUUCGUUGUCAACACUCCUCAUCUAGGAGCAACUAAAUGGUGGAUUGGUGGUGCUGCAUCGUCUGCCAAUCACUGUGUUGCUUACUGUAGAUUGAUUGUGGAUGGCAAAGACUACGGUGUUAAAACAUUUGUUGUUCCCCUAAGAGACUCAAAUCACAAUCUUUUUCCCGGUAUUGCAAUUGGCGAUAUUGGUGCCAAAAUGGGAAGAGAUGGUAUAGAUAAUGGUUGGAUCCAGUUUACCAACGUCAAGAUCCCAAAGAACUUUAUGUUGCAAAAAUAUUGUAAGAUUGUUGACAAAAAGGAUAAAUCGAUAGUCAUUGAUCCUCCUUUAGCUCAAUUAGCUUACAGUGCAUUAUUGGAUGGUAGAAUGAACAUGGUUAUUGAAUCGUUCAGACAUGGUGCUAGAUUUAUUAUUAUAGCCCUAAGAUAUGCUGUUGGUAGAAGACAGUUUGGCAAGUCUACGAAUCCAGAUUUAAACUACUCAAACGAGUUUGAAAAAAAGAAAUCUGCUUCCAACAACAUUGUUUUGGAGAAACAGUUGAUUGAUUAUCCUCACCACCAAUACAGAUUGAUCCCCUUGUUGGCCACCAUUUACGCCAUUUCAUGUGCCUCUGACAAGUUAAGGAUCAAUCAUACCAACGUCAAUAAUAAUUUGGACAAAUUAUCUCAGGACCCAGCUUUAAUGUCGGAUGAGAAAUUCUUGUUCACUUCCAUUAAUGAUUUAAAAGCAUUGUUUGUUCAAUCUGCCUCAUUGAAAUCAACAUGCACCUGGUUUACUGCCAACUUGAUAGACGAAUGCAGACAAGCAUGUGGUGGCCAUGGCUACUCAGCUUAUGCUGGGUUUGGAAAAGGUUAUAACGACUGGGUAGUUCAAUGCACUUGGGAAGGUGAUAACAAUAUAUUGGCUACAUCGGCUGGUAAAUCAAUUAUUAAGUUUGCUCAAAAGAUUUUAGCAAAGAAAUUUAAAGCUGUCCCAAAAGAUUUCGGCUAUUUGAUUGAUGCGUUCAACAGCAAAGACAGUAAUGACAAUAAUGAUGAUGACUUUGAUGUUAAUGAUUACAAUUCUCAUUUGAAGUUGAUUGGAUCGGUAAUCUUCAAUUUAGCUAAAAGUUGCAAUGAUAUCCUAUCAACCAACAACAAUAACUGGGAUAUCAUAACUACUGAAUGUGUCAAAUUAUCUAAAUUCAAUGCCUACUAUUAUCUCUUGAAUUCUUUUAUUGAAUAUUUUAACAAACCAAACACUGGAAAGUCAGUUAAAAAGGUUUUGCAAAGCUUGAUUUUAUUGUUAUCCAAUUACUUUAUCUAUGAAAAUUCGAAUUACUUUUUACAAUUUAAUAUCUUGGAUUCCGAAAAAAUCACCAGAUUAAAAUUAAACAUCAUGACAGUGCUUUUACCAUAUUUAAGACAAAGGGUGAUCGGUUUAACAGAUUCAUUCAAAUACUCAGAUUUCUUGGUUCAGUCAGUUUUGGGCAAUUAUAAUGGAGACAUUUACAAUAACUAUUUUGAUUUGGUGAAUAAAAUUAGCAACCACAAACUUGAGUAUAACAAAACCAGCUACGAUGGUGAGGUGCUACAAACAUUAAAAAGAGAAGAUGUCAGUGUUCGUGAGUUCAAUGAAAAGGAUGAAUUAGCAUUGAAAAAGCUAGGCGAGUAAGACUAGCCAAAAAUAAACCAAGCAACGAUUCUAUUACAAACAUAUUCUUUUUUAUAUUACAUAUUUAUAUAUAUUCUAUGCCAAUUUAGUUUUUAUGUCCGUUUAAAUGAAGUACGGUAAGAGAAACCUACUACAAUUGCUCCAACACUCUAAAAGAGGCAAUUUUCGACCGUACGAUUAUUUUGCCGAAUGACAGCUGAUUCUUGCAUGUGAUAUGCGCAUUGCUGCGGGGCAAUUUUAAAAACAAAGCCAAAUAUAAUCGGUCCGAGGACCAAUCAAAUUAAUUUUGAAAGAAAUAACAUCUGAGAAAUAUUCACAAAGCUGAAUCGUGAGCAAUAAGAUAUCGGAUACCAUAAUGAAGUGG
This is a messenger RNA of Ascoidea rubescens DSM 1968, 2670 nucleotides long. RefSeq names its product acyl-CoA oxidase (gene POX1). The record is from RefSeq and is a predicted model, not a curated record. The transcript has a single exon. Gene Ontology annotation, cellular component: peroxisome. Lineage: Eukaryota; Fungi; Ascomycota; Saccharomycetes; Ascoideales; Ascoideaceae. Gene Ontology annotation, biological process: fatty acid beta-oxidation using acyl-CoA oxidase; lipid homeostasis. Gene Ontology annotation, molecular function: acyl-CoA oxidase activity; fatty acid binding; FAD binding. The coding region runs from base 33 to 2306 and encodes 757 amino acids.